AUGGCAAUGUGGAAUGAAAUUCAACCAUUGCAAAUAUUCAUGUUCAUCCUUUUUUUUCCUUUUCGCUUCACGAGACAAGGAGAUUUCUCUCAUCAAUUUAUCAUUAAGCAACAUGGAACGGAUCAGAAGAGUAUUCAAAAGGAUUCAAAUGUUACUGAAUCUUAUGUUUUGUUGGAAAUGAAUAUGCUAUCAAUUUUAUUAUUAGCAUUAGGUUCAUUAAAAAACAAUGCAAUGCAGAGAUACUUACCCAUCAAAAAAAUCAUUGUUACUCUGAAAAAUAGCACAUCUCGGGAGGUUUCUAUCAUCACAGCACAUCCACGAGACGCGAACGAGAAAAAAACUUGUGCUUACACCCUCUUGCUACGUCAAAAUGUUUUUAUCAACAUUUUUCCCGUUAUCAACUAUAUUGAUAAUUUUGCCUUGGGCUAUACUUUGUCGAUCAAGCAAUUAAGUAAUUAA
Clunio marinus is the source of this 459-nucleotide messenger RNA. The record is from the annotation of a GenBank genome assembly. Lineage: Eukaryota; Metazoa; Arthropoda; Insecta; Diptera; Chironomidae.